ACGAUUCUCUCGAUUUCUACUCCCAAACCCAAGCCUAGAACAGUGACGACAGGUCACUGCUCCAAGCCUCGUCGCCAUUUACCCAAAUCACCCAUCCUAAUCCUAUUCACUGGUUCAUAAAGACACUAAUCCAACCCACAUCGACAAAUAUUUACCCGGUUAUACGUGUUAUUAGAUGCGAAGGUAGUUUGUUCUGGUGAUUACAAUUUGUGGGUUUUGGUUUAUGUGUUUAAUGCAGAUAUAACUGAGAAAGUGAAGUGGGAAUGGACGUUAAUCCCCUAUUCCAUGUUGUUGAACUAGCAUGCACCGCGUAACUCACGAGGAAUUAUUACUGUAUAUUUCGUUAAUUUAGAAAGUCCCGAAACAAUUAGAUUGAGAUGUCGAAUCAGGUGGUGAAGUUAAAGCGGGAUGUGCUAGCGCCAUGCAUGACAUGUCCUCUUUGCCACAAGCUCUUCCGUGAUGCCGCCACUAUUAUCGAAUGCCUCCAUACGUUUUGCAGGAAAUGCAUAUAUAAGAAGCUCUCUGACGAGGAAAUGGAAUUCUGUCCAAUAUGCAAUAUCCAUUUAGGAUGUGUUCCAUUGGAAAAGUUGAGGGCGGAUCAUAAUUUGCAAGAUGUGAGGGCCAAGAUAUUUCCAUACAAAAGGAGAAAGGUGGAGGCUCCUGAAGUUGUGACUCCGGUCACAUUACCUGCAAAGAGAAAGGAAAGAUCUCUCUCCUCCCUGGUUGUCAGCACUCCAAGAGUAUCAACAUAUAGUGGAAUGACUGGAAGAAGAUCAAAAUCUGUUGCAAGAAAAGCUUCAAAAGGCUUCAUUUUUACGAUAGAGAAAUCUCCUAAGAAAUGCGAAGUUCCUGUUGAAGACCACCCUGAGAGCUCUAGUGCACCUUUGAUUUUGAACAAAUUUUCUCAGGGUACCAAGCUGAAUUCUACUGCUGCUGAACCAUCUGUUCACCCUAGUCCUGAUAAAGAAAGAGAGAAUUGUUCUGAGCCAGGGGAGGGGAAAGUUGAUCUUUGGAAACCUUUAACUUGUUUGGUGGAAGUAGCGAAUAAGAGUAAGUCUUCUAAAUUGACCCCACAAGUGACUGUUGCUCAAUCAGAAGCUCUACAAUUGCAUGACAAUGAAGGACUCCUCUGUAACCCCAAAAACAAGGAGCAUGCAAAGAUAUUAAAAGGUCAAGAUAAGAAGAAAGGCAGUAACCAUCCCCCUCAAGAACCAGAUGAACCUAAAAUGCUGCGCAAGUUCCGCCAGAGGACCCAUAAAUUUGGAGAUUUCAGGGUUCCACAGGCUGUGCUUGAUGCUACCAGUGCUAAAUGGGAAAGAAGGAAUGAUCCAAUUUGGUUCUCGUUAGUAGCCUCUGAUGACCAGAGAAGAGAUGCAGUCUUGCCUCAGAUUUCUGCAAGUUACUUGAGAAUAAAAGAUGGGAACAUACCAGUUUCGUUUAUUCAGAAGUACCUCAAGAAGAAAUUGAAUCUUACAAGUGAAGAUGAGGUUCAAAUCAAAUGUAUGGGACAUCCAGUCAUUCCCUCGUUGACAUUGAAAAACCUAGUUGAUCUGUGGCUUCAAACCACUACUCAGGAGAGAGUAUCUGCCAGAAUAGGUUCAUCAGCAAAGGAUUUCGUGAUGGUAUUGGGCUAUGCUCGCAAAAUUCCUUCUCCUUGAACGUUUUCACUUCCAUUUUUCCAUAUCAUGGAUAAUCUAUUGUAUGACGCGGGAGUUUCGUAAAAAUUGGAGUUUCAAUCCCAACGCUAUAUGACAAUUGCGAGCAUAUGUUGGGAUGUUGCGAUGCAAAUGGUAGUUCUAAGUUUAUUUAACUUGCAUAGAAAUGGAGGAGCUCGUGAAUGGUAGAUCAAAAGAGGUCUUGUGUAUGCCGUAAAUGUUGGGUGAGAGUUCUUACUACUCCAACAUAUUGCCAGUUAUCGUCUGUUAUAUUGUAUGCGUAGACUCUAUGCACCUACUUUCCUGGUGGAUUUUCGACUUGUCCCAUGUUCUCCAUUCAUCCUAUACUUGGCUAGAUUUGGACUAUUUAUGAGUAUUUGAAUUGUUGUUUGAAAUAAUUGCAGUUGCAUAGAACUUCAAAUUUUAUUUGGUGUCUUCAACUUCUAAUGUGUGCGCUAUGAUAUGCAAUGCUUGAUAAGCUUUGCUUGCAGAUCAACAAUUUGAUGCACCCCCUUUAUUGUU
Messenger RNA from Olea europaea var. sylvestris, 2177 nucleotides. Its product is annotated as E3 ubiquitin protein ligase DRIP2-like. Gene Ontology annotation, molecular function: ubiquitin-protein transferase activity. The record is from RefSeq and is a predicted model, not a curated record. The transcript has 7 exons. Lineage: Eukaryota; Viridiplantae; Streptophyta; Magnoliopsida; Lamiales; Oleaceae. Bases 378 to 1658 code for a protein of 426 amino acids.